AUGAGCGUCGCAGAAAAGCGGAAGAUCGUCGAACAAGACGCGUUCGAUGACGGCGCGCGAACGCCCUUAGAUAGUCCACCAAGGAAGAAACUGAGGAUCACACAACAGCAGAAGCAAGCGCUGAUAGAAAAUCUACAACUAGAAGUAACGGAACGAGCUCGUAAACUUCGAGCCCACUAUGCUCUCCAAGCACAAGAUCUACGAUCACGAAUCGAGCGACGAGUUAACCGUAUUCCGAUGGCACUACGUAAAAAGCUGAUGGGCGAUCUGCUUGCAAAAUAUGAGGAAACCUCUGUUGUGGACGAGGCAAGGCCUAACGCUUCAACAAUCACCGGAAUUCCUUCGCCGUUCAAAAAAGCAGCAAUCGUCCCUAAGACGACCGGUUCAACUCAGCGAGCCGAUAAAUCGCCUAGGAUUAGCGGGAAAAAACCAGUCGUCAAGGCUGCGCGAGUCCUUGGGCGGAAAACUGAUGAGAUCCAUUCUUCUGAUAAAGAAAAUGUCGUCCGUCACAACUCAAUAGAGCCUCCUCUUGCCAAUCCGAAGAAACGCGGCAAGACAGGUGCAACUGGGGGUACUGCACGAGUUAUCUCGCAGCAUACACAAGGAAGUGUAUUGUCUCCCAAAUCUUCAAACUCUAGAACAUUUCCGCAAUCUCCUUUAAAACAGUCGCCGGUAAAACCCCAGGCUUUCAAACCACACAAUGCCUCAUCUUUCAAAUCCAGCAUCGGAAACUCGGACGAGAACUCCAAAACAAGGGCAAGGGGUGCUGCCCAAAAAAUUCUCUCCCCUCAAAGCAGCCCGGCAGUAAACCGGCCGUCCAGUGCUGCUUCUUUUAGACCGAAGAAUAGCACUACAAAACGGCCAGGAACGGCACUUGGCACCACUCGCAAACCUGUGUCUCGACCUGCGACACGUCAGCAGCGCACACGGGCUGCUAGCACAAGCACUGUUGCGUCGAAUACGUCAGUUGGAACCACAAUUAUUAGAUCUACUCGCUCAGGUACCACCACGACGAAAAAGUCUACGACUGGAACUGGCACGUUGACAGGCACACGGAAAGCAGCCGCUUCGAAAAACCAGGUGGCACCAGCGAAGAAAAAGCUCAUGGCGACCACCGGACCAAACAAAGUUUCAUCCGCUGAAGCACCUCAAACGGGUAGAAGGGUGCUUCGUAAUAGACCGUGA
This is a messenger RNA of Ophidiomyces ophidiicola, 1185 nucleotides long. RefSeq lists its product as uncharacterized. The record is from RefSeq and is a predicted model, not a curated record. The transcript has 3 exons. Gene Ontology annotation, cellular component: spindle midzone; chromosome passenger complex; chromosome, centromeric region. Gene Ontology annotation, biological process: mitotic sister chromatid segregation. Lineage: Eukaryota; Fungi; Ascomycota; Eurotiomycetes; Onygenales; Onygenaceae. The coding region runs from base 1 to 1185 and encodes 394 amino acids.